AAUUAUUGGAGAGAAAUCUUUGCGAUCACAUCAGGAAUUGACAAGCAAUUGGAAAAUUUAAAGAAAUCAGGAUCUAACAUUCGUGAAAUCCACCCUCUUGUUCUUGUUGGAUUCCAUGGUUAGCGUUGAUUUAGGGCACGAUUGAAUUUUAGGCGGGCAUUUAACGGCCAACGAAUCUUCAGUUUCCCCCAAAGUUUCUUUCGCAAUAAUGUCGUUUCUCGAGGACUUCCAAGCCAGUUUGGAGCCAUUGCCAAACAUCUUGCAGAGGAAGUACGCAUUAUUACGUGACUUGGAUAAAAGUUUGCAAGAUAUUCAACGGCAGAAUGAAUUACAUUGCCUACAGGAAAUAGAGGAAUUUAAAGAGGGAGUAAAGUCUGGGAACAUUGGGCCAGGCACGUCACUUAACAAAUUCUCAGAAGAGGCUCAAGAUGAGCAAAAACAUGCCAUCAGGAUCGCUGAUGAGAAGGUUGCUCUGGCGGUUCAAGCAUAUGAUUUGGUGGAUGCUCAUAUUCAACAACUUGAUCAGUAUCUUAAAAAAUUAGAAGAGCAACGGCGUGAAAAGGAUAAUGCUGCUUUAGCUGCAUCGCUUGCUUUGAAUCCUGAUGGAAAUGGGAAACCUGGAAAAGGCGGUGAAGGUGGUAGAGGAGGACGAAAAAAGACACGGCUUGGUGCAGCAGCCUCAACAGGUGCAUCAGCAGCGGCUGCAAACGCACCAAGUAUGGACUUGGAUCUGCCGGUUGAUCCUAAUGAACCAACGUAUUGUUUCUGCAACCAAGUGAGCUACGGGGAGAUGGUAGCGUGCGACAAUCCUGAUUGCAAGAUCGAAUGGUUCCAUUACGGGUGUGUUGGUCUGAAAGAGCAACCGAAAGGAAAAUGGUAUUGUAGCGAUUGCAGCGGGAUGCAAAAGCGAAGAAAGGGGAAAUAAACCAAUGAGUUGUUGUUUGUUGAUGUUGUAGGAAUUAGGAAGUAAUUGAAGAUCAAUAACUCUCUAGAUUUUGUGUGAUUUUGUCUUUUCUUUUUAUAGUUUGAAUUGAUGCUUCUUUUAUUACAUUUAGCCUUUAGU
Messenger RNA from Cynara cardunculus var. scolymus (artichoke), 1063 nucleotides. RefSeq names its product PHD finger protein ING1. Gene Ontology annotation, cellular component: nucleus. The record is from RefSeq and is a predicted model, not a curated record. Bases 209 to 925 code for a protein of 238 amino acids. NCBI's taxonomy places the organism in Eukaryota, Viridiplantae, Streptophyta, Magnoliopsida, Asterales, Asteraceae. The transcript is spliced from 7 exons.